AUGCAAGACCUCGCUUCCUACUGGAUCAUAUUCGGCAUGACCAGCCCAUUCUUUCAUAGGCCUCAAUUCCCUUUUGGAGAAGAUGAAUGCAAUCAGAGGCACAGACUUGGGUCCGAUGAAAUCGGACGACGGUUGGAGCCAAAUAUUCUGCUAAUGCACCCUUCAGCGGAUCCAUCUCAGUCCCCAUUUGUGUUUUCUGACGGUCCUGUCACUUUCUGUGGUCAUUGA
Messenger RNA from Protopolystoma xenopodis, 228 nucleotides. NCBI's taxonomy places the organism in Eukaryota, Metazoa, Platyhelminthes, Monogenea, Polystomatidea, Polystomatidae. The record is from the annotation of a GenBank genome assembly.